Molecule: messenger RNA, 686 nt
Organism: Helianthus annuus (common sunflower)
Lineage: Eukaryota; Viridiplantae; Streptophyta; Magnoliopsida; Asterales; Asteraceae
Product: zinc finger protein 2
Exons: 1
Coding region: 58-489 (143 amino acids)
Biological process (GO): negative regulation of abscisic acid-activated signaling pathway
Source: RefSeq, a predicted model, not a curated record
CACUUUUGUUCAUGUACAUUUAAACAACGCAUGUAACUCCUUGCCUCUUCUUUAGCCAUGAGUUUCUUCAACCUAAACCUACCCGAAAAUGAUCUCACUUCGUCUUCAUCAUCGACUUUGUCCCCUCGUAGCAACCACGAACAACGAGUUUUCCCUUGCAACUACUGCAGGAGAAAAUUCUAUAGCUCACAAGCACUUGGAGGCCACCAAAAUGCUCACAAAAUCGAAAGAAACUUGGCGAAGAAGAACCGUGAACUCAGUUCGGCUGUUAGAACUCAUUCAGGGUUCAACCAGUCCACAUCAAGAUCCGGUUCCGGUGGUGUGAGCCAUGGUAGACAGGUGCAGCCACCGGUCAUGAUUGGGAUUAACCAUCAUGAACAUGUUGGAAGGUUCAUUGGUAGUGAUUUGAAUAGAGGGGUGGAUUAUAGUUAUAAGGGUGAGAGUGUUGAAGAAGAUUUUAGCCAGCUUGAUUUGUCUCUUAGACUUUGAGCAACUAACUUUUAGUAUUAUGUUUCUGAUGUUUACUACAUCUUGGCCGGUUUGUAUUGUCAGUGUUUUUUCCUAAAGGCUUUUUUUUAAAUGAUUUGAGGCAUUCUUAGAAUAAGUAUUAAUGAACCUCAAAUCUUAUAAAUGUUUCUCAAUCAUGCUUUGCAUUAAUGGAUGAACAAGAAAAGCUCUACUUGUUA